AUGGAAGAAAAUUCGAACGAUUCCAGGACUCCGUUGCUGCAAUUGUCUGAUGAAAAGAAGUCGUCAAAGCUAAUCAGUUUUAUUCGUGUAAUAUUUAAAUGUACAACAUGUUUCGAAAAAUUGUUAUUCUUUCUCGGAAUAAUAUUCUCUCUACUUACUGGUCUCUGCCAACCAUUCAUGAGUUACACGUUUGGAGAGGUUUCACAAGUACUGGUAACAAUCACUAAUGCUAUUAAUAAUAAGACAAUGGAUCCCGCAAAUCUUGAAAAAGCGUACGAAGUGUUCGAACAUGACAUGAAUUCAGUAAUUCUUCAUUUCUUCCUCUGUGGUUGUGCGUAUUUUACAUUUGGAUCUCUUCAGUUCUCUAUAAUGAAAUUUGUCGGAGACAACACCACAUAUCGUGUUCGAAAACAAUACAUAUCUCGUCUUCUGAGGAAAGAUGCCCAGUACUUCGAUAGUAUGUCUACCGGACAUUUGUCAACUGUUCUAAACGACAAUUUGGAAAGGUUUCGAGAAGUGUUCAAUGAGAAAAUUGCAUUGAUAAUCGCCUUCGUAACUGAUUUCACUGUUGGAACUGCGCUUGCCUUCUAUACGGAUUGGCGACUGGCAUCUUAUGGUAUAAUUUUUUCGCUUGGAAUUGCGUUCUCUGGUUUGAUUAAUUCUGCAAGCAUGAUGAAGACGACUGAUAAGCAGAAUACUCAUUACGCUAAUGCUGGUUCGAUAGCUUUUCAAACAUUGGGAGCUUACAAAACAGUUUGUUCCUUGAAUGGACAACGUCAAGAGCUUGAACGCUACACCAAAGAGCUUGAAGCUGGAGAGAAGUAUGGAUUCCAACGUGCAUUGGCGUAUUCAAUCUCGAGAGGUGUCACCUAUUUCUUUUGCAACGCUUUGAACACAGUCGUCCUGUAUUUCGGUGCCAACAUGAUCUAUGAUGGUACCCUUCAAACUGCUACUGUCGUUAGACUCUUCCACUUCUUACUUUUCGGUGCAUUCUGUCUCAGUGAAGCACUUCCCCACAUCUCCCGUUUGGCUGCAGCUAUAUCUUCAACUGCACCCAUUGCUGAAAUGUUGACCUCAAACGACAAUGAAAUUGAAAAAGAUGAGGAAAAUGAAGAAGAUGCUAGUGACGUUCAAGGAAACAUUUCAUUCCAAGAUGUCCGAUUCUCUUAUCCAACCCGUCCGGAUGCUCAAGUCUUGAAAGGAAUCACGUUUGAUGUUAAGAACGGAGAAUGCAUUGCACUUGUAGGUGCCAGUGGAAGUGGAAAAAGUACUGUAGUUCAACUACUUCUUCAUUAUUACAACAUCGAUUCUGGAAACAUUUUGAUUGAUGGAGUUGAGUUGAACAGAAUGAAUCUGAAGAAACUUCGUCGAGUCAUUGGAGUGGUUUCCCAAGAACCUGUGCUUUUCAAUACUACAAUCGAAGAAAACAUUCGAUUCGGCAACCCAGAUGCCAGUUUGCCGGAAAUUUAUGGAGCACUAAGAAAAGCAAACGCUUAUGAUUUUGUAUGUGCUUUCCCAAAAGGUAUCAAGACGAUUGUUGGAGAAAGAGGAACCCAGUUGUCCGGUGGUCAAAAGCAGAGAAUCGCAAUCGCCAGAACGUUGGUACGGAAUCCCAAGAUUCUGCUUCUUGACGAAGCAACUAGUGCAUUAGACAACGAAAGUGAGCACGUUGUGCAAAAAGCUUUGGAGAACGCAUCUCAAGGCAGGACGACAAUUGUUGUUGCUCAUCGUCUCUCAACUAUUCGAAAUGCCAGUAAAAUUAUUGUAAUGCAAAAAGGAGAGAUUGUGGAAGUAGGAAACCAUGACGAACUCAUUGCCAAACAAAGCGUUUACAAUGAUCUUGUACAAGCUCAACUUUUGGAUUCUAGUGAUGAUCACAAUGACCUCCCACCACUUGCUGCACGACAGUUGUCUCAUGAAUUAUCUCCACUGCACAGUUAUUCCUUCCAAAGAAGUACCAGCACAGAUGCAGGAGUUCACGAUGAUGAUAUGGAACGCUUGUUGGAUGAACUCACUCAAGAAGGUGCCAAGAAGUCGAACCUACGAGAGAUUGUGAAAAUGUGUCGACCAGAUUAUUGCAUUUUGUUUGUUGCGGUGUUUGGAAGUGCCAUCCAAGGAAUAAGUUAUCCCAUUUUGGCUCAAUUGAUUGUUCGUACUUAUCAAGGCUAUGCCAUGCAAGGAGAAGAUAUUCUCACGUAUGGCCACUUUUGGGCUCUUUCCUUCAUGUUUCUCGCUGUCUUCCGACCAUUGACGUUGUACUUCCAGUACUAUUACUUUGGAAAAGUGGCUGAGAAACUGUCAACCCGUCUUCGAGUCAAGUCAUUCAAGCAUAUGCUUUCUCUACCAUGUGCAUUUUACGACGAUCCAAAACAUUCUCCUACAAAAUUGUCUAAUAGGUUGAAUACCGACUCUUCAAAUGUAAAAGCAGCAGUGGAUGACCGUUUGGGAUGCGUUAUAAUGACAUUGGUUGCUAUUUCGAUUGCUGUGGUUACCGCUUCUCUUUACUGUUGGAAAAUGACAUUGGAGGUGCUGCUAUUCUUCCCUUUGCUCUACCUUGCUGAGUAUUGUUAUGAAGCUGCCACUGAAAACGCAAUUCAAGAAGAUACAAUCGCUUUUGAGAAUAGUAACAGAACAGCCAUAGAAGCACUGGAAAAUGUAAGGACCGUACGUGCUCUCAAUUUGGAAGACAAAAUAAUGACUUUGAUAACCAAUCACCUACAAAAGAUCCGCAACUCAUUUUUCAAGAGAGCUAUUAUUCAGGGUGCUGCGAAUGGUUUAUCGAUGAGCUGUUUCUUGUUUGUCUACUCAAUUUCCUUCAAAUUUGGAACCUAUUUGGCUCUGAAGAAAGAAGUUCAACCUAUGGAUACAUAUUUGGUAUUGAUGACUCUGUCCAUGACUGCUAACAUGGCUGGAUCAGCCGCUGCAUACUUGCCUGACUACAAAAAAGCAGUCCAUGCCGCUGGAUUGAUAUUCAACUUGUUCACUUAUCCGGCUACUAUGCCAUAUGAUUCUACAGAUGGAAAAAAGAACAUUGAUAAGGGAGAGAUUGUUGGUGAAAACCUUCAAUUCCAUUAUGACCAGCGACCGGACCGAAUGAUACUGAAUGGAGUCAACUUGAAAGUGGAACCUGGAAAAACAUUGGCUCUUGUUGGACCCAGUGGUUGCGGUAAAUCUACUAUAAUCUCUCUCCUUGAAAGAUUCUAUCAUGCGGUUGACGGUGAAAUUAAAGUUGAUGGUGAGAAUGUGGAAGACAUCAACCUGCAUCAUCUCCGUGCCAAUCUAGCUUUGGUGUCCCAAGAACCAACUCUUUUCAAUUCUUCGAUCAGAGAGAACUUGUUGUAUGGUUUGACCAGAUCAGUACCACAAUUGGAAAUAGAGAAAGCUCUUCAAACUGCGAACGCUUUCCAUUUCGUGUAUCAGUUCCCACAGGGUUUGGAAACAAUAGUCGGUAAACGAGGAGCACAACUAUCCGGUGGUCAAAAGCAGAGAAUAGCAAUUGCUCGAGCUAUCCUUCGAAAUCCAAAAGUAUUGCUGUUGGAUGAAGCGACAAGUGCACUGGACAGUGAUAGCGAAAAAGUGGUACAGAAUGCGUUGGACACUGCCAGUGAACGACUGUCAACUGUUAUUGUGGCGCAUCGCUUGUCUACUGUAGUCAAUGCUGACUCGAUAGCAGUUCUGAAAAACGGAAAAGUUGCUGAGCAGGGAACACAUGAAGAGUUGCUGAAAUUAAGAAGUAUAUAUUGGCGCUUGGUACAGAAACAAGGAAUACAAGCACAACAGCCAACUGACUAA
This is a messenger RNA of Caenorhabditis remanei, 3792 nucleotides long. RefSeq lists its product as uncharacterized. Lineage: Eukaryota; Metazoa; Nematoda; Chromadorea; Rhabditida; Rhabditidae. The transcript is spliced from 17 exons. Gene Ontology annotation, cellular component: membrane. Bases 1 to 3792 code for a protein of 1263 amino acids. Gene Ontology annotation, biological process: transmembrane transport. Gene Ontology annotation, molecular function: ABC-type transporter activity; ATP hydrolysis activity; ATP binding. The record is from RefSeq and is a predicted model, not a curated record.